GGACAGCUGCGUGUCUCCAGCGCACAACAAAGAAUGAAAGCAUUCAAACGAGCUCUGGAGGAAGAGCGCCCGGAGCAGGAGCACUCCUCGGCCAUGUCGGACAGCGAUGACGGAGCCCCACUCGACCUGUCAGGAAGGGGGCUCCUAGGGAAGCGCCGUCGCCGUGGCAACCUGCCCAAGGAGGCGGUGCAGAUUCUGCGGAGCUGGCUUUACGAGCACCGCUUCAACGCCUACCCGUCGGAGCAGGAGAAACUCAGCCUGUCAGGCCAGACCAACCUCUCAGUGCUGCAGAUAUGCAACUGGUUCAUCAACGCACGUCGCCGCCUCCUCCCUGACCUGCUUCGCAAGGACGGAAAAGACCCCACCAAGUUCACCAUCUCCAGAAAGGUUGGUGGUAAAAGCGAUGGCCACUCAUCUAACGGAGGGGGCGCCAGUUCCCCUGAGAGAAACUCUUCCCCGAGUUCAUCUCAACAGCGCCCGUCUGUCAUCCGCUCCGGGCCCACGCUGGACCUCAGUCUUCUUGGCAACACGGCGACGGCCAUCUUGACGGGAGCAGGCUACCCGGGUAUAGAAGGAUCCGUGCAGGCGCUCCUGAGGCUGGACACACAAAGUUUGCUUAGGGAAGCAGAGGAGCAAGGGUUUAAUCAAGCUUGUCUUACCAGCACAACAAUGGCAGCUAGCCCCAACAGCGGCCUCUUCAACACGCCUCCCCCAACUCCCCCCGAGCUGUUCCCCACGCAGGACUUCAGCGACUUGAGGCUCCUAGUGGACGCAGCUCUACAGAGGGCAGCGGAGCAAGAGAACCUGAAGAGGCUGCAGGAGAGCCAGAGCAAACCAGCAGAGGUUGUAAAGACUGAACCAGUGGAAGCACAGUGCAGUGCCUACAGCAGUGAAAUGGGCCCCACGCCACCUCCAGAAGACAGCCAACAGGUGAUGGAUGCCUCCAGAGCUCAGAGUCUGAUGGAAAAGGCGAUGGCAGUUGCGGUGUCUGCUGUAACUUCGGGCAAGACUCCAGUGGCUCAGUCCCCAGCAGCCCCGCCCCUUGGACAAGGACACAGCCAGAUCCUCCAGCCCAAACCAGCCUCAGCUCAUGCCGGCCCAUCUGCCAACCUUAAUGCAACUGUCGGCUUCUGUUUUCGGACAGCUGGAUUCUCAGAAAGCAGCGGCUGCUCCUUCAUCAGCGCCAGUCUCGAGCUUAGCUCCAGCUCCACUGCCCACUUCUAUCAGUGCAACAGUGCCAGCUACAAGCCCAGUCUCUGUGCCAUCACCAGUCCUAAUAAGUCCCACCUCUGUCUUGGCUUCACAUCAAACUGUAGCGCUUGUUUCAACAUCUCCUGCCGCGGCCAUUACCUCUCUCGCAUCCCCCAGAGGAUUCCCACUUUACCUGCCAUUCCACAAAUCCCCUCUAAUCCCCGUCAGAGUUCCGAGUCCAUCAACCGUCUCAACCUCAGCAAUGUCUCCAGCCCCUGCUGCCCCCCCAGUCUUUCCCUCUGCCCAGGCUUCAGUUCAUGUCCCAGCUUCAGCCCUGACGUCCUCCGCCUCUCCAACGAUCACACCUCUCGCAGGCCUCAUCUCCCAGCGCUCUCCUCCUCUUCAGCCCUCUUCCACAAGCGGCAUUAG
Limanda limanda (common dab) is the source of this 1620-nucleotide messenger RNA. RefSeq names its product iroquois-class homeodomain protein irx-5. Gene Ontology annotation, molecular function: DNA-binding transcription factor activity, RNA polymerase II-specific; RNA polymerase II cis-regulatory region sequence-specific DNA binding. The record is from RefSeq and is a predicted model, not a curated record. Lineage: Eukaryota; Metazoa; Chordata; Actinopteri; Pleuronectiformes; Pleuronectidae. The coding region runs from base 34 to 1620 and encodes 528 amino acids. Gene Ontology annotation, biological process: regulation of transcription by RNA polymerase II. The transcript is spliced from 4 exons.